AAAGAAGACGGUUUUCCAUUACGGGCAACUCCGUGCAAACUGUAUACGUACAUCGCAAAUGCAUUACGAAUCAUGUAUUCUUCAACGUUUGUUUUAUUAAUUGGGGCGAUUAUAUUUGGACUUAAUGUAGAUGGUGCGGCCAAUGAAGGAGACAGUUUCAAUUCUAAAAUUCGGUUCUACCAAGGACCAACAGUGGAUGACUUCGUCACAUACGAUUUAACGGCAGCGGAAAAUGUUGUUGAUGAUCCGAAUUUCAAAUUUGUACGCAGAAAUGUGAUUUUCAUCCAUGGUUGGCAACAAUCGCCUGACUCACCAGCUAGUCAAACUCUAUUUAAUGCUUACCUUGUCAACGGCUCUUUCAACAUUUUGGCAUUGGAUUGGAGCGAAACAGCGUCGAACAUUUUCUUAGAUCAGGUCGCACAUAAAAUUGAAACUCUGGGCAUAGCAGUUGCAUUAUUCAUUGAACGAUGGAAUUUGCAAAAAGGAAUUUCGUUCUCCACAAUGCAUCUUGUGGGUCACUCGCUAGGUGCUCAUUUGGCUGGAUCUACCGGAAAGAAUAUACAAGAGUGGUCGAACCAAACGAAGUACAUAGAUAGAAUAACUGGGCUCGACCCUGCCUUUAUAGCAGAUGAUUUCUUGCAGUGGCGUUAUGCUAGAUUUGUUGAUAUUAUUCAUACUGACCCUAACUUAGCCGGGACAAAAAAAAACACUGGACACGUCGAUUUCUGGCCAAAUGACGGUGAUGAUAUUCAGCCGGGAUGUCCUUCGAGACUAUUUCAACUUCUAUGCAGUCAUUGGAGAGCAAUUCUACUUUAUGCUGAAAGUGUGACGAGAGCAUAUCGGGCUGGUAAUUUCCUAUCAACAAAUAAGGACAAUGCAAGCGAUGUUAUUGAAAUGGGCUUGAAUUGUCCCAGAAAUGCUCGGGGUGUGUAUUCACUGUCAACCAACGGCGAAAGCUUGUAUUCGCAAUCAUAAUUGGAGGAUAGACGCGAAAUCAUAUUCAUCUUUAUUGAAUGUAUUCUAAAGUUAGACGCACCAUAUAGUCAAGUGCGAGUUGUCCGAAAAAGCCGUUUCGCUCAUAUUGAAUGUAAAAAGCGAUUUUAUGGUUGAUUAUCGUAGAUGGAUCGACCAGUAACUCAAAUCGCGAUGUUGCCAAGCUUGGAUCGGCCUGGUUUGGUCUAGGGGGCCGACGUUGCCUAACACUUCUUUUAGUUCUAUAAAAUUUUGAUUUUUGAAAAUUUAUUUAAAAAUAUAAAAUGAAACAUGGUUCCAUGGGCGAAAU
Bradysia coprophila is the source of this 1282-nucleotide messenger RNA. Its product is annotated as lipase member H-like. Lineage: Eukaryota; Metazoa; Arthropoda; Insecta; Diptera; Sciaridae. The record is from RefSeq and is a predicted model, not a curated record. Gene Ontology annotation, biological process: lipid catabolic process. Gene Ontology annotation, molecular function: lipase activity; serine hydrolase activity.